CUUAAAAGACAGGCCACUACCAUUCAUCAACACAGGCACGAUUCACACGGUAUUGAUGUCAGCGAGGUAAGAUCGCUGCUGCGGUGGACUCGGAUCGCUGGACGCGGACCAUGGCGGCUGCCACGAGCAGCAGCGCAGCCACGCUACAGAUCAAGCACUCCAGUAUCGAGCAUACGCGGAAACGCAUAGACCCGAGGAGGAGGCAAGCGGCGCUGUCUUUUCUCAGCAACAUUUCGCUGGAUGGACGACCCGUGCAAGACGAUGGAGACGACCAAAACGAAGAGGAUAAUUCGCUCGAGGCUAGGACUAGACAGAGCCUGGUUUCUCCGGAGCGCUCGGCGCACGGUGCGGCUGGCGCCGCCGGAGCUGCUGCUGCUGCUGCGCCGGCGGCGACCACCACGGCUGCCCAGGCGCUCGCUUUUGCAAACCAGGCUCUCCUCGUCAGCAGUCGGGCCAGUUUUGGGACGGGUCCCGCAGCUGCCCCAGCGGGCACGGACACGGAUGGCGACGCGUUCGUGCCAUCCACGUUUAGCUCGCCUUUCUCGGCGGUCCCAGCCUCUACUAGAGGGAGGCUGCAGACGUACACUCAGGGAAUCCUACCUGCCCCCUACUCCAGGCAAGCCUCCCAGAACUACAGCCUGGAGGGCGGACAGAUAGCCAACUCAGCGAUAGAGCUGCAGAGAUCAAGACGAAGGCUCAUCUCCCAGCGCUCUUCGCUUGAAACACUAGAGGACAUUGAGGAGAAUGCUCCUCUACGCAGAUGCCGAACCCUAUCGGGUUCACCCCGACCAAAGAGCUUCAAGAAGAUCCACUUCAUAAAGAACAUGAGGCAACAUGAUAUGCGCAAUGGAAGGAUAGUCCUUAUCAGUGGCAGAAGAUCCUUCUAUAGUGUAUUUUCUGUCCUGCCCUAUCGAGAUUGUAGCCAAGCAGGGGAUGUAAAGCUGGAAGGAGGGCGUCAGCGGCACCCGUCGGGAGGCGUCAGUGCCAAGGAGAUGGUGAUCGGGCUGGAGGGAGUGGAGCUAGGAGCUGAUGGAAAGACCGUGUCCUACACCCAGUUCCUCUAUCCCACUAAUGUGCUGGGUGGUCGAAGAAACACCAUCGACUCCACCUCAUCCUUCUCUCAGUCUCGUAACGCCAGCCAUAGAAGCCUCAGCUUGGGCCGAGCCAACAGCAACCAGAGCAGCUUAGACACAGGGAAUGACUUAGGGGACUUUCGGGAGUACGACCCCAAUCUGCUGGAUGACCCGCAGUGGCCUUGUGGAAAACACAAGAGAGUCCUCAUCUUCCCCUCAUACAUGACGACGGUCAUUGAAUACGUCAAACCCUCUGACCUCAAGAAGGACAUGAACGAAACCUUCAAGGAGAAAUUCCCCCACAUAAGGCUUACGCUCAGCAAGAUUAGGAGCUUGAAAAGGGAGAUAAGAAAGUUGGCCCAGGAUGAAUGCGGUUAUGAGGAACCGACAGUGGCCAUGGCUUUCGUCUACUUCGAAAAGCUCGUUCUUCAAGGCAAACUGAACAAGCAGAAUCGCAAACUCUGCGCUGGAGCCUGCGUCCUCCUGGCGGCCAAGAUCGGCGGCGACCUCAAGAAACACGAGGUCAAGCUCCUGAUCGACAAACUGGAAGAGCGGUUCCGAGUGAACCGCAGAGAGCUGAUCGCCUUCGAGUUCCCCGUCCUGGUGGCGUUAGAGUUCAACCUGCACCUGCCAGAGCACGAGAUCAUGCCCCACUACAGACGCCUGCUGCAGGCCUCCUAGCAUUAGUGACCCAUCAGGAGGACGACGACCUCUCCUCCUGAUCCUCUGCUCCCCACGGUGUCCAUCCUCCCCCCUCGCCCCCCCGUCUGACCGCUCGAAGGUACCGCCGGCUGCCGAUCGGCUGCAGCCGCUUAUCACUACCGACAGCACGCUCCUUCCUCCCGGAGACCAGAAAUCAGCCAAAGGGACGGACGUUUCUAAAACUCCUCUCCAUCGUUUGACUGCUGCAUUCAUCAUCACUACACCGACUUCUGAAAAGGGUUCAGCCGUCUGCCAGUUUGCAUGUUUUCACUCGUCUUCAUCUUCACUUUGUAUAUUUUAGGCCUCUCUUGUUGAUUAAGAGAGCUUUGAAUCUGAUGGCGAGCUUCAUUUCCCAGCUAAAGCAACCAAUGAUUGUACCAUUUUUUAAUCUAUCUUUUCAUUAAUCUCCUUGUAAACUUUGGUAUGAUUGGUUGGCUCCUGAGCUGCGUAAAGAUUUCAUCAAGAAGCCUCUUAAGUGGCUGUUUUUGGCUGGACUUCUCUUCCUCAGAGUGACUCAUCUUUACGCAGGUCGUCAUCUUAAAAGUGCACUUUUUGAAUAUCGCCAGGCGCAGGGGGAAGGGGGACAUUUUUUCAGACUUUCAACGAGCUUGGGAACUAACCCUGAAAAAUAAGCUGUGUUCAUAAGCACCACACACAAGUCAUUUGAAUGGACACUUGAACUGUUCUUCUCUCUUUUGGUUUAUUCCUGAUUUUCUAGCCACGACUAUCCGCAUGAAUAGUAAUGAUUGUUUGUACACAGGUACUUGCAGACAAGAUGGGACUUCCUAUUUUCAUUGAAGUAUUCCAUUCAUUUUCUACCAGUCAAAUGCUUGCUAUGACCAGACCCACUUGUAUCAGUGUCGAAUUUCCUGUGCUCUAUGUUAGAGUGUAUUGCCAGCACAUUUACAGUGCUAUAACGGGGUCAGGAAGGUAGUUUUGAAGUUCGUGAGUGCAAAAAUGCCAUUAAGCGGUGAACAGGAUUAGCAGCGGAGCAGCAGCGGGGUGCUCUAGGACGUGGGCCAAGACCCUGUGCCAGGAAGUGUCCUUGAGCAAGACACAGAGUCUCUACAGGCUUCAGGGAGUCUUCUGUUUAGCCGACCUGACCUCUGACCUCUCUGAGGAGGAGAAAAACCUAAACGAGAUUCCAACAGGGAUCAAUCACAGAUCAAACGUUUGAAUAUAGCUUCAAUCAGCAUUUGUUGAUUUUUAAAUCUGAAAUGUUUUUUUUUAAAAAAACAAUGAAAAUUAACAAAUGUAUCAAUGUGACCAAAUUAAGAAGUAGUAUUCCAUUUAUUUGGCAUGUAGCUCAACUUGAUUUUAUUUUUUUUUUAAUGAUCUCGCACACUACCGCAGAGUAUUGAGAGGCCACCAAUUCAGGAACAAUACAGCAUGGUCAACUUGAAAAAAAUGGUAUUUAACGCUGCUCCAAGUUCUGAUGGUAUUAGAGUUGAAAUGACCACAACAUCAAACCAAACUGUAAUGAGGAAAGCUUUGAUUACGCUGAUUUCGGGUGAAAAAAUAAAUACUGAGCUUAUUUCUGUUUGCAAGCCCAAAGAUUUUGCGAUGAGAUGCACACUCAUGAAAGACUCAUGGGCGACACUUAUUACCUGUGUAUGUUUGUAAAUAAAUUG
Messenger RNA from Chelmon rostratus (copperband butterflyfish), 3406 nucleotides. It is a transcript of the gene cables1, whose product is annotated as Cdk5 and Abl enzyme substrate 1. Bases 111 to 1754 code for a protein of 547 amino acids. Gene Ontology annotation, cellular component: cytosol. The record is from RefSeq and is a predicted model, not a curated record. Lineage: Eukaryota; Metazoa; Chordata; Actinopteri; Chaetodontiformes; Chaetodontidae. The transcript is spliced from 10 exons. Gene Ontology annotation, biological process: regulation of cell cycle; nervous system development.